AAAUUAAAAUAGAGUUUUGUAUCGGCAGAAGAUUUCUCCUUCUCUAAAACCUACUAGACAGGCGACAGGCGAGUCUGUGCUUCGCCUUGAAUCUGUAAAAAUCCGAAUAUGGUUCGAAGAUUAAAGAAGCCCAAAAACGCUAAGCGCAAGAAUAAGGAAGUGGAAGGAUUGUCGGAUUCAGUAGCAUCAAAAGUAUGGGAGGCAGGAGUAGACAAAUUGGAGGAAGGCGAAGAGCUUCAGUGUGACCCAUCUGCUUACAAUGCCCUUCAUGCCUUCCAUAUUGGAUGGCCAUGCAUGAGUUUUGAUGUGCUGCGGGACUCUCUUGGCAUGGUGCGAACUGAGUUUUCACAUACUGCAUACUGUGUAGCAGGAACACAAGUAAGCUUUCUUCACUCCAUGUUGUUGCCAUUUAUACAUUGCAGCCCAUUUCUGAGUUUGUCUUUCUUUUCCUUCUUUUCUUUUUGAUAUCCUCCAAAGGCUCCCAAAAACAUAAGCUAAACUAGACUUCUUUUUGAUAAUGUAUAGAUCUUCAUCUUUUAU
Messenger RNA from Solanum pennellii, 540 nucleotides. Its product is annotated as glutamate-rich WD repeat-containing protein 1-like. The transcript has 3 exons. NCBI's taxonomy places the organism in Eukaryota, Viridiplantae, Streptophyta, Magnoliopsida, Solanales, Solanaceae. The record is from RefSeq and is a predicted model, not a curated record. Gene Ontology annotation, molecular function: protein binding. Bases 109 to 465 code for a protein of 118 amino acids.